CUAGUGGCUCCAUCUACAGCUGACGAAGCUGAACAAUGCGAUCCGUAGUUGUAAAAACUGGAAUUUUUAAGAUGUGACAUGGCACAUGCUUCCUGAUAGAAAAUACUAAAACAUCUCAAAUUAUCGAUGAACAGAUAACGGAGUCAAGCUUAAUGGAAAGAUUUACGACAUGUGACUUGACCUUCAGUUGAAGACGUACAGUUUCGUCACAGGAUCACAUCUCUAACUAAAGAAGAUGACACCGGAGUAUGUGAGAUUCGAGAAGCGCAUCGAGAACAGGAAAACUACGAGAAUAGAGUAGGAGUAAACGAAGGGACCCACCGGCCAGAACACAUCUCCGGGCUCUGCAUUGACGACGACGCCCAAGGUCGUUUCAGCGUGCUUUGUCCUUGGCUGACUUUCCCCUCGUCUCCUUGUGCAUCAUGAGGUCCAAGGUCUGAAGAUUGCACAAACCAUCGACCGGUCAAAAUGCCCUCUGUUCGCGUGUGGAAGGUUUCAAAGUCAGUGCUGGGGUCUAACUCUUCAGUUCUCAUCAUUCUGCGAUUUUUCUUCGACAGAGCUGUGAACCAUGAGCAACUACGUGACGGCAUCAUUCUUCGUGGUCGCCGCUGCUUUACUUCAGGUUUCGGCAGUCGGCUACACUUAUGCAUCUUCCGUGGUUUUGAUUGCUGCGCUGAUUACUGCAGCGGUAGCUGGAUUCACGAGUUUGGAGAACCCUAAUUCUACAUACAGGCCUCAACAGAUGAUAUGACAUCCAUCAUCGACCUGCCGUCUGAAUCCACUUAUCAGACCCGGUGAUUGUCAUAUCCAAGGAGUCGAGCAGCAUGGAUCAUGGGUACGCUGUCGACACUUUUGAGUCGCCAACAAUUUUGAUGAUGAGGUGGCCGAAGGUAUCCGAAGCAACUGUGCGAAAAACGACAUGAUUUCCGAUGGAGAAGGCUGUGACUUGAUUUUGAAUUGCGCGCAUCUACCUCCAUUGUUUGAAAAAUUUCCUUCCAUCGACGAGUGAUCUGCCUUCAGCUGUCAACACAUACUUCACAAAACUGUUCCUCUGAGACGUUUCGCCUACAUACUGAUGAGAAGCCAAUAUUGUCAUCCGACGAGAAAGCUUCUUUGGGUCCUUCGGGAGUCAUGAUCAGAUUCAAAGAUGUGGGAUUGCUAGAAUUUACAGCAGAUACCAGAGAAGCAAAGGAUGUUACAGCUCCUAGUUUCAAACCUUGUGCGGUCCCUUGAUGAGUUCUAGGUGCCAGCAAAUGUUUUCCACAAGUACAUAUUUUGUAGUUAGACUCUCGUCCAGCCCUUCAGAUCCUUGUGUCUACAUUAUGAUAUGUAAAUGAGCCACAUAGAAAAAUCUUCAACUGAUCUAGUCGUUUUCAUGAGGUUUUCUGUCCACAACCACAACUGAAGAUUUCAAAAGUGUACUCCUAUCUCCUCGAGUCUUAUUUGCUGCUUCGAGCUGAAUCAGUUAUUAAUACUACAGGCCAGCUUUCUUGGAUUACCUUCUUGUGGCUGCCGAGUAGUCAAUAUCUCAAUGCUGGAAUUGCUUCAUCUAGAGCUAUAGAUCCACGUUCGAAAAUCUCAAUUGCAGAAAGAUGCAACAUAUUUUUGUUGCAUCUGUCACACAUGUCGC
Messenger RNA from Marchantia polymorpha subsp. ruderalis, 1630 nucleotides. The record is from the annotation of a GenBank genome assembly. Lineage: Eukaryota; Viridiplantae; Streptophyta; Marchantiopsida; Marchantiales; Marchantiaceae.